UCUCCCUCCCUGGAAGCUAGAACUUACUCAUCUCUAUAAGCUGUGUUUUCUACCCUGUCCAGCCCUUUGUCCUCCCCAUCAUUUUCCCAGGAAGAUUUGUGCAGUUGGAGGGGGUCUCUCCAUGACUAUCAGGUGCUUGUUUCCCAGAUUCCCCUAAAGGGCUGGGAAUGGACAGCCUUUGGAAUUCUUAGGUUUUUUGGAGAGUGAGGCACUUUUUCUAAUGGCAGAAGAUAUUAUGGAAAUCCCAGGAAUUCAUUGCCACUCAUGUUCUUCUCUCCAGGAGUGGCGUUUCCGGAGCGCAUCAGGAGUGCAUGAAGAUAUAUUAAACAUCUCGCCUCGGCUUUCCUAUCACAACCCUGCUAUACACCUAGAGAGAAGAUUACAUGACCGAAAUUCUAUGAGCUUUCAAAAGAUGGCAUCAGUGUGUAGCCCGAGAACAUCCAUUUCUUCAACCGAAACUCCAGGUUCAAAGUCUGUUGCAGAAUUAGUUAAGGAGAUCUCCACUCUUGAGCUGGAAGUUAUACAUUUGGAACAGUACCUCCUCUCACUAUAUCGAACUGCUUUUGACCAAUAUCUAGCUAGCUCCUCUACUGUUGCAGGCCAUGUCUCUAGCCCUCCUGUAGAAUGUCAUGCAGGACAUCUGAGACUAGAUUGUACAAUUCAGACAUCACAUCAGGCAACUCAUUCCAUUAAUCUUGAUCUAGUAGCGGACAGACCAAGUCAUCCUCAAAUCGUUCAGCGAGUUGGCAAGAGUGCCUCCGAUUGCAGGCAUACUGAACAUUCACCUGCAUGUGAUUUGGCAUUUAGUUCAGGUCUCAAUGAUGAUAUACCAAAAUCUGUUUCUGGACAUAGAAGUCUUGCAGAUCAUCUUGGUGCCUCUAUCACGGACCAUGUGCCUGAAAUUUCUUGUAAACUUUCUGAAGAUAUUAUCAGAUGCAUUUCUGCUAUUUUCUGCAGACUUGCUCCAGCUCAACAUGUUGUGCAGAUGGCUUCGCUUACUCCAUCUGUGUCAUCUUGUAGCACAUUUUCUCCACAGGAUCCUAGUGAUAAUUGGAGUCCUCAGUGCCCCUAUGAAGCAAGUCCUUCUCAAUUUGAAUCACUUGAAGAUCAGAGCUUUCAAUAUGAUGGUAUGGUAGAAGUUCCACAGAUACAUAUCGAUGGUGACAAAUUUGGUUAUGCCUCAAAGAUGCUCAACAUUUUUAGAUCUCUUAUUCAAUGUCUCAAGAACAUUGACCCAAGAAAGAUGGAGCACGAUGAGCAACUCGCUUUCUGGAUCAACAUUCACAAUGCCUUGGUGAUGCAUGCAUUUUUAGCUUUUGGACUGCAUGAGAAUCACAUGAAGAGCACAUAUUCAGUCCUAAAAGCAGCCUAUAAUGUAGGUGGGCAUUCAGUAAAUGCUUAUGCUAUCCAGCGCUCAAUUAUUGGAUGCCAAUCCCAUCGUCCAGCAUUGUGGCUGCGCUCGCUCUUCACACCAGCAGUAAAGUUCAUGAAUGGGAAUGGCAAGCAUCCAUAUGCUCUUGAUCAUCCUGAGCCACUUGCGCAUUUUGCUCUUUCUUCAGGAGCAUGCUCUGAUCCUCCUGUUCGACUUUACACUGCUAGAGGUAUCUAUAAGGAGCUUGAGCUUGCAAAAGCUGAGUUCAUGCAAGCUAAUGUCUCGGUCCGAAAGGAACAGAAGAUUGUUCUGCCAAAGAUUUUAUACUAUUAUGCAAAAGAUGCAUAUAUGGAAUUGUCUGGUCUCAUGGAGAUGGUCUGUGAUUCAAUACCAGAUGCCCAGCGAAAAGCCAUCAAAGGAUGCCUUAAAAGAAGGCUUGAUAAGUGUGUUGAAUGGUCACCAUAUAAAUCAACUUUCAGAUACCUUGUGCAUAGAGAUUUAGCCAAAUAAUGGAAAAGCCAUCUUUUCUUACUUAUUGUGCGUGAUAUUAUAUCAUCUGAUCCUUCAAGAGUAAACGAUUCAUUUGUGUAUUUAUUGUGUAUUAACCAUCCUUUAUGUAAUUCAAGAAAUGCUUUAGUAAUUUUUUUUCAUAAAA
Elaeis guineensis (African oil palm) is the source of this 2027-nucleotide messenger RNA. RefSeq lists its product as uncharacterized. Lineage: Eukaryota; Viridiplantae; Streptophyta; Magnoliopsida; Arecales; Arecaceae. The record is from RefSeq and is a predicted model, not a curated record.